This is a messenger RNA of Schizosaccharomyces osmophilus, 2280 nucleotides long. It is a transcript of the gene gap1, whose product is annotated as Ras GAP Gap1. Gene Ontology annotation, molecular function: GTPase activator activity; protein binding. Gene Ontology annotation, cellular component: cell cortex. Bases 1 to 2280 code for a protein of 759 amino acids. Gene Ontology annotation, biological process: regulation of actin cytoskeleton organization; regulation of GTPase activity. The transcript has a single exon. Lineage: Eukaryota; Fungi; Ascomycota; Schizosaccharomycetes; Schizosaccharomycetales; Schizosaccharomycetaceae. The record is from RefSeq and is a predicted model, not a curated record.
AUGAACUCGGCUUUAGAGCGCUCUGGUACUUUAAAGAACCGCCUUUCGGUUUUGCGACAUCGUCAGAGUACAUCUACCCUCUAUACCAUAGAUUUAGAUAGUGGAACGGAAUUUGAGGAUGAUUUUUACAAGCUGGAUCGCGAGUUACAAGAACUCAAGCAGAAAAUCUCUAUACAGUCCAAGCGAAACUUCGUUCUUGAAAAAGAUGUUCGCUUUUUAGACUCUAGAAUCGCCUUAUUGAUUCAGAACCGUAUGGCCCAAGAAGAACAAAACGAGUUUGCAAAGCGUCUGAGCGGUUCUUACAACGAAGUGAGGGGUGACUUUCCCGAUGAUCAAAAGAUUCAAUUGUACGGAUCCCUAUUCUUUCUUCUUCAGUCAGAGCCUUCAUACGUUGCUAGUUUAGUUCGUCGUGUCAAACUAUCUAAUAUGGAUGCUCUUCUGCAAAUAGUCAUGUUUAAUAUUUACGGAAAUCAAUAUGAAAGCAGAGAGGAACAUCUUCUCCUUUCCUUAUUUCAAAUGGUUCUUACUAGCGAAUUUGAGGCUACUUCAGAUGUCACGUCCUUACUCCGUGCAAAUACUCCUGUCUCUCGAAUGAUGACAACUUAUACCCGUCGAGGUCCCGGUCAAGCAUAUCUACGAAGUAUAUUAUACCAGAUUAUUAACGAGGUUGCUGCUGACGAUUCAAAGUCAUUACAGAUCAAUCCGCUUCAAGUUUAUCAACAGCUUGUCGAUAAUGCAACCUUACCUGUCGAUGAUGUUACUGGGUUGACUACGGAGGAGAUCGCUGAUAUACCCAUAAUUAAAGACACAAUCACUGAACGUUCGUCCGAGUUGAUACAGAUAACUCAAAAAUUCCUCCAAUCUAUCUUAAGAAGCUUGGACGUGGUUCCCUACGGUAUUCGUUGGAUCUGCAAAUUGAUUCGGUCUUUAAUUAAUCGCUUUUUUCCCAAGGUACCAGAUAGUACUAUUUGUUCCUUGAUUGGCGGUUUCUUUUUUCUGCGUUUCAUAAAUCCAGCUAUUAUUUCCCCUCAAACCUCCAUGCUGUUGGAAAGUAAUCCGUCAGACAAUGUUCGAAAAACUCUGGCUGCAAUCGCAAAGAUCAUUCAGAGUGUAGCUAAUGGGACAAGUGCCUCUAAAAGUCAGUCACCAAUGUUUGAGCCUUUUUUGAGAUCAUAUGAGAGUAAAGUCCUUAAUUUUCUCCAAAAGUUAGGUGAUGUUGAUGACUUUUACGACGCUCUCGAGUUGGAUCAGUACGUUGCCUUGUCUAAAAAGAGCCUGAAUCUUGAAAUAACGGUUAACGAAAUUUACUUGACUCAUAAAAUAAUACUGGAGAAUUUACCAUAUAUACCUGAUCCAAAUUCGCACAUUCAUACCUUGAUGGACGAGCUUGGUGAGGCUCGCGAACCAGUUCCUCAAUUUGAUAAUUGGCUGGUGUCUAUUCAGUUAUAUAAUAGAUGGGAAUCUUCAAUCCCAGAUUUAUCAAGGAAAUUGAAGGUCACGCGUGAAGACAUCUUGUUUGAUGAUGCUAAAACAUUAUUUUUGCAAUUACUUCGACUUUUCCCUAAUGGUCACCCUGUAACAAAAUUACCCUUGCAACUUCGGAAAAUAGCUGAUGCAGUAUCUAACUUUAGAAAUAGUUCUUUGAUAAGAAAGGGUUUAAAAGCAAUUCAACUUUUGGAACGAUUGUCAGAUUUGGGUCUUGUCUACAAGGAGAAUAAUUAUGAACCUUUAGCUUCCGAGGUUGAAAAGGAGUAUCUCAGUUUUGAUAAAAUUAUUCGAAGAAUACAGGUUGAACGAGAUGCACUAAAGGACGUUCAUAAAGCUAUAUGCGACCACAAUGAAUAUUUACGAAUGCAAUUGGAGAUCUAUGCUAGCUAUUUGGCCAAUGCCAGAUACCAAAUGUCUGGGUCUAAUGGUGAAUCCAAAAAGCUAGCUCGCGGUGUCGGCGUAAUUGGGAUCAAACCGAAACACAACAAGACCAAUGAAGUCGUCCGAUUUUCGGCACUUCAAAUGAAAAAAGAGCUAAUUUUAUUGGAUUUUUCAUUCACAAAUGCAGAUCCAGCGAAUGUCUAUUUUACGUUUUCUAGGUUGCAAGACGGAAACUUUCAAAUUUCCAUAUACGAAGGCGGUUAUCCACGACCUUUAAUUGAUUUGCAAGUUACUUUAGAACAUGUGAGUCAAAAGAGAUAUGCUGAUAAUUCUGUUUUGGACAUAAAAAGCGUUAAGUUUGAAGCCAAUAAGCUUUAUCAUCUUCUUGAACAGGUAUUUUUGAGACGAUAA